AUGAGUGACAUCUUCUCAGAUAUUGAGCACCUAAAUACUGUCAGUCCCAGACCAUCCAAGAGAGUCCGCUUCUCCAAGACCAACACCACCACCAUGUUCAGUGAAAGCUACGAAGACGCCAACGCGAUGGCUGCCAUGGUCAACUUCUUCAGACCAACAAAGUACACAUCGCUGCCACGAGACCCGGAGAAAGAAGCAGAGAGCAAGGCACUCGCUCCGAUCUCAGAAGACUCAGCCUUGGAGACAAGCAGCGAGACUUCGGCAGAGACCAUGUGUGACGCUGGUCUACCUCCAGCAGAGACCGACACAGGAUCCAUGAAAGCUCGAAUCAUCUCAGACGCCAUCAUUGGCCUCUCAGAUGGUCUCACGGUGCCGUUUGCGCUCACUGCAGGCCUCUCCGCACUGGGAGAUACCAAAGUCGUCGUCUUCGGUGGCCUCGCGGAGCUCAUUGCGGGUGCCAUCUCCAUGGGUCUCGGUGGCUACCUGGGAGCCAAGAGCGAAGAAGACUCUUACAAGGCAACCUUACGCUCUACACAGUCCAGAGUCCACGACUCAAAUAAUGAUCUUGCCUCGGAAAUCACUUCUGUCUUUGCUCCUUACCACCUUCCUCCGUCCACGCUCAAGGACUUCACACAUCAACUCAUCACCUCCAACAGCCCUGAUACGGUGGUCGACUUCUUGAUGCGCUUUCAGCAAGGCACACCUGAGCCAGCUGCCAGCAGAGCACUCAUCUGUGCCUUGACUAUCGCCACGGGCUACUUUAUCGGAGGCUUCGUACCUCUGCUUCCGUACUUUUUCGCCUCGAAGGUCACGGAAGGGCUCAUCUGGAGCAUCAGUGUCAUGAUUCUGGCACUGUUCAUCUUUGGAUAUGUGAAGACGGGAGUGACAGAUGGGUUCAGAGGUCGGAGGUGUGUUCUCAAAGGCCUCAAGGGUGGCGGUCAGAUGGUCAUUGUGGGUGGAGCGGCUGCCGGAUGUGCAAUGGCAGUGGUCAGACUGUUCAACUCUAUGGAGUUCUGA
This is a messenger RNA of Exophiala oligosperma, 1017 nucleotides long. RefSeq lists its product as uncharacterized. Gene Ontology annotation, biological process: intracellular manganese ion homeostasis. The record is from RefSeq and is a predicted model, not a curated record. The transcript has a single exon. Gene Ontology annotation, cellular component: fungal-type vacuole membrane. Gene Ontology annotation, molecular function: manganese ion transmembrane transporter activity; iron ion transmembrane transporter activity. The coding region runs from base 1 to 1017 and encodes 338 amino acids. NCBI's taxonomy places the organism in Eukaryota, Fungi, Ascomycota, Eurotiomycetes, Chaetothyriales, Herpotrichiellaceae.